Molecule: messenger RNA, 981 nt
Organism: Penicillium argentinense
Lineage: Eukaryota; Fungi; Ascomycota; Eurotiomycetes; Eurotiales; Aspergillaceae
Product: arginase
Exons: 3
Coding region: 1-981 (326 amino acids)
Cellular component (GO): cytoplasm; nucleus; cytosol
Molecular function (GO): manganese ion binding; arginase activity
Source: RefSeq, a predicted model, not a curated record
AUGACGCUACCUUCCACGAUCGCUUCGCGCUUCCUCACCAACCCCAAUCAGCUGGGCGUGGUGGCUGUCGGCUUCAAUGGUGGACAGUACAAGAAGGGUGUGGAGGCCGCUCCCAUGGCCCUCAUCGAGUCCGGCCUGUUGACCCAGCUCCGCGACGACCUCGACUACGACGUCCAGCACGAUGAUACCGUCCACUAUUACGAGAAGGACAUCCCCGCCGAGGACCAGGACCCCGAACACCGAGGCAUGAAGAAGCCCCGUGCCGUCAGUGCGGUGACCGAGCGCCUGAGCUCGCAGGUAUACAACUACGCCAAGGACGGCAAGUUCGUCCUGACCCUGGGUGGUGACCACUCCAUCGCCAUCGGUACCAUCUCCGGAACCGCCAAGGCCAUUCGCGAGCGUUUGGGUCGGGAGAUGGCUGUGAUCUGGGUGGAUGCGCACGCUGAUAUCAACAUCCCCGAGACCAGCGACAGCGGUAACAUCCACGGUAUGCCCAUGGCGUUCCUGACUCGGCUGGCCCGGGAGGAUCGUCGUGAUAUUUUCGGCUGGCUUCACGAUGAGCACAUUGUCAGCACUCGCAAGCUUGUCUACAUCGGCCUGCGGGAUGUCGACCGUGGUGAGAAGAAGAUCUUGCGGGACAACGGCAUCAAGGCGUUCAGCAUGCACGACAUCGACCGUCACGGUAUUGGUCGCGUUGUUGAUAUGGCUCUGGCCCACAUCGGUAACGAUGUCCCCAUUCACCUUUCGUUCGACGUCGAUGCCCUGGACCCGCAGUGGGCGCCCAGCACCGGUACCCCCGUCCGCGGCGGCUUGACGCUGCGUGAGGGUGACUUUAUCUGCGAGUGUGUCCACGAGACCGGUAACCUGGUCGCUAUGGAUCUGGUCGAGGUGAACCCCAGCCUGGAGUCUGUGGGCGCAGCAGAGACCAUCCGCGCCGGUUGCUCGUUGGUCCGCAGUGCGUUGGGAGAUACCCUUUUGUAA